AUGCCAACACCAAUACCGCUAACAAGAGCCAAGAAUCCACCGCCACUGCCUCAUGAGCUACACAACAACAUCAGCGGCAGCAACAGCCAGUACGGCAGUCAGACUGCGCUCAACAAUCAUCAGCAUCCUCAUCAGUAUCAUCCCAACACUCCCACCACAAACACAACACAAACGACACAGACAACAAAGACCACACAAACUACACAAACCACACAACCACCAACUGCAGCAACAGCUGCAUCAAAAACUCACCAAAAACUAAACAUCAACACACCAACGAAAAUUUCGCGUGAGGCCACACCAACACGAGAACAGCGUGAGAAGCAGCAGCAGCAGCAGCGUGAGUAUCAGCAGCAGCAGCAGCAGCGUGAGCAUCAGCAGCAGCAGCGUGAGCCUGCAACGCCCACACGCGAACAGAAACAAAACCAACAACGGCGACAGCUUCGCGACCAGCGAGAAAAACGCGAGCUGCGCGAACGUGAAUACCAAGGACACGAACACGAACACCACCACCACGAACACCAACACCAACGUGAACACCACCCUCGUGACCACCACGAGUUACAGCAGCAGCAACACCACCACCCCCAUCAUUCCCAUCAGCAAUCAUCACAGCAGCAGCAGCAACAGCAACAGCAGCAGCGCUACAGCAGCAGCAACAGCUACAAAUCUCAUAAUAAUUCCGUUUACCAGUAAAGAAAAUCGAAAGUGAAAAUGCAAUUGGAGCAAAAAGUUUUUUGGAACAUUCUUUCAAACUAAAACAGCAAUUCAACCAGUCAACAGUUUAAUUGUGCUAACUUUUCCAACCCAAACAGAACUCUCCCCUGCCCGCCCCUCAUGCACGCCUCUUAUUACACUGAACAAAACGCGCUAGACAAGUACCAUACAUAUAUCCCCUGGAAAAUGCUGUAAACGUAUGUGUGGAAUAUAUGGAAUACGUUUUCAAUUGAAUGUUGUUCCAAUGAGCCUCUCACCCAGCCUCAGUCCCACCUUUCCUUCCCCAGCUUAUCCCAUAGAGAAUGUCCAUGUCGUGUUGUUUUUGUUGUAGCUAAAGAGAUGCUCUAAAAAAAAAAACAAUCCAGAAUAUAGACCAAAUUUUUAGGUUGAAAACUUUUGAGUAAAUUAAACCUUUGAAUAUUACAUAUAAUUUUUAUAAUUUCUUCCUCUUUGAAAAAUAUCAAAAGUAAAAUUUCAACACUGCCAAAAAAACUAAAGAAAAAAGAAAACAAAAAACCAAUAAAAAAAUACCGAUAAAAUGCCAGAGCAUCUCCCUCGCUUUCUCCACUCACUGCUAACAUCCUACGAAAAACCCGAUGGUACCACGUCCCCAUAAACAUGAUAUGGGCUGCCGCCACCCUUGCGGUAGCAACUAAAAAAAAAAACCAACCGAUCCCCAAACUAGAUUAACCAGUCAAGAACCUAACCAGAACCUAGAAAUCCUAAGACGAAACUCUCUCGAACCACGUACCAUGCGCUAGUCGAAAUGUGUAAAUCUGUGUAAACAUAUUAUUGUAUGAUUAUUAUUACUAUUGAUUAACAAUCGAGCAAAGUAGUUUAAAUGGUUAGACAUUACGGGCAUUAUGUUUAAACUUUAAACUGAUAAGCUGGCAGAAACAAGUUUAUUUCCUCGAGAUUAUUGUAGGAGAAGUUAUUCGAAGAGAUGCCUACAAACAGAACAGCCCCCAAAGAGAAUGCAACAGCAAAAUAUGGCAUACAUUAAGAAAACCAAGAGCUUACAAAUGUUAAAAAUAAAACCAAAAAAUAAUAACAAGUAAAGUAUCUAAAAAAUCCAAUAUGCAGUAAGCAAAACGAAGACGAUACAGAGAAAAAAUUAGGAAAAGAAAUCGAAGAGCCGAAGACACUGUAAAUGUAAAAAGAAUAAGCCACAAGCUUUUGUUACACUCUCACGGACACACGCAGACACUCAAUAAACACACACAUACUCGUAUGCACUAGUACUCACACACACACAUACGCAUACGCAUGCAUAUUGCCAAAUUUUUUAUACAAUUCAAGCAGCAAUAUAUAAUUCACAGCCACAAAACACUCAAGAACAAACAAAAAAGAGCCCACCUAAGCAGAAGAUAAUUUGUAAAAAUUAAAAAUAAUCUUAAAGCUAAAUCGCAAAUCAUGUAAAAAUUAAAAAAAUAUAUAUUCAAGAUACCCACAAGCAGAGGCCACGCCCAUAACCACACACAAAAACAAAACACACACACUCACAGAAACUAGCACACUGACACCCACUCGAAAAACUUAGCCUGAGAAGCGCAUACAAAAAAUUAAAAAGCUUAUCCAAAAUAUCAAACAAUAUUCCUGCAGUGCUGUAAAGUUGAUCGCAAGGAAUGGAUGAAAUUAAAGGAAUUUGGCAAACUUAUCAAGCAUCCCCAUUCUGCGCCCCUCUUUGACCGAUCAAUUUGAAAGCACUGCAGAGAUAUAUCCCUGUUAUUAGUACAACUUAAACUGCACACUGCACAAUUUUUGAAUGUUUGUUAAAUGUUAAAUCAACACCAGAAAAAACAGCUGCAAAAUUGUAUUCCCCCCUCACAAACUUAGUAAGAUUAUGUAUAUCCCUACCCAGAACCCGAUCCCAAAACCCAAUCACAACACCAACCCCUACCCAGAGCCCCAAAAAAUGGUAAACGAAUUAUGAAACUACAAAGGGAAGGAGCUACGCUAUUCUAUCACUAGGAAAGCUACCAAAAACAUUUACGCUGUAGAAAAAAACUAAAACGAACGCUUAGAAUUUGAGGUUGAUUGGCAUUAAGUAAAAGUUAAACGAUGUUGAAGCAUGAAGAGCCGGGCCGACAGGGCGCGAUCACGAGCAAAUAAAAAAAAUAAAUAAAAGAAAAAGAGUAAAAACCAAAUGUUAAAGAAGAACAAAACCAGGGCACGACCUAACAACUGAUUGUGCAACCAAAAACUUCAUAUAUAUUCUGUAAAAUAUUAGCAAAAACAAAACCAAAAUCUUUUUAAUAAAACAAACUAUUUUUCGCUCUCUCUAUGGAUCAACCGAUCUACCGGUGUACCGAUCUACCUAUAUCUGUCACUUCACUCACUCACUCAAUCAAUCGUUCAAUCACUUGGUCAGUCAUCGUUUUGGCAAUUUUGUUGAUUUCGUUCGUUGUGUGUGAUGGUGUUUGGAUUCCAGUGAAACUUUUGCAUGUCAUACUCCUAUGUAGAGCAAUUUGUUCCACCCAAGUUCCGCAACAACAGCUUAACUUUGUGUCUAGAGAUAUACUCGUACAAUAUACUUAUAGUUAAAGUAUGGCUUGUUUUCUCCAUUACGAAUCUAACAGAAAUCAAAUCCAUUUCUCUGCUAAGCUCUCCCUCUCUCUUAUUAACUCUCUAUGUAUGUAUGUGUCUGUAUCUGUCUGGAAGGCAAAAGCCAGAAAACAGAAUAUUUAUUAAACAAAUUGAAACAAAUUGAAUCGUUAACGAGAUAUUGUACUUGUACUUUUGUUGACUAUUAUGUAAUUAAACGCUUUACUGUAUAUUAGUUAUGUACAUUUUUAGCUACAUGAUGAAAAAUUCGAAAACAAAAAACAAGCUUAUGCUGUUACUUAUUGUUAGUGAUUCUACCACAUAAAACACAAAAAAACUAAUUAAUUAAAAAUACAAUUGAAUUUUCUAAAAUUUAUAAGAAAACUUAUAAAAAACAACUCAGUUUGCGAUGUCACAGCGGGGGAAGUAUCAACGGAUUUCCCCGAUGACGGAACGCCUCUGUAUAUUGCGAUAGAUUCUGAAGACAAGGCUUACCUAACUUUGAAACUAUCAGAUAAAUAUAUGUAUCUAAUAAACAUAAUAUAUACAUGAAAUACAUGCUAAACAAAACAUAUAUCGUAUUUAUAGAAAAUGCUUAACUAUAUCUAAAUUGUAAACGACAAUGAGAAGCAAUUUUAAGUAAAGCCACAAAAAACAAUUUCAAUUUAAAAUUCAAAUACAAUUUCAAUUUCAACUUCGACACCCCCCAACACACACAAACAUACACCGAUGAAGCAAACUAUAUACAACAGAAUAUGUAUAGUACUAUAUAGAAAUACGAUUACAAACAACAACAACAACAAAAAGGCUAUCUAUAUGCUAUGCUUAUAAAAGGGUAAACGGCAUUUAAAAACUCAUUCAACCAAACCAAAACCAACAGAAACCAAAACAGAAUCAGAUUCAGAAAAAGAAUCAGAAUCAGAAUGAAAGCUUAUAAAUACCAUACGAAAACUUACUAUAUA
Messenger RNA from Drosophila obscura, 4223 nucleotides. RefSeq names its product putative cyclin-dependent serine/threonine-protein kinase DDB_G0272797/DDB_G0274007. NCBI's taxonomy places the organism in Eukaryota, Metazoa, Arthropoda, Insecta, Diptera, Drosophilidae. The transcript has a single exon. The record is from RefSeq and is a predicted model, not a curated record. The coding region runs from base 1 to 696 and encodes 231 amino acids.